AUGCAUCUCCUUCACAAUGCCAUAUCGCCGAAAUUACUCUCUACUAUUAAACACAGUUAUGAACACGAUGAAUCUCCCUCUCAUGAGCACAUCGCGAAUCAAGAACUUUCAUUUCAUAUGAGUGUCAUUGACAUAACAAUAUUAGCGUCUCCUAUGUACUCUCUUGGUCUGCCAAUAAAUCCUUUUGCUUCGGGUAGUGCAUGUGGUAAAAACCCAUAUACAAAAAAUGCAAACACAUCCUACUAUCCUGCUGUUCUGACCUUUUCCUAUGUUCAAAAGUUGGUCUUACCACCUAUGAUUUUACACAUAAGAAAACCGCACUUCUUUUCCAGUGUACUUCACAAUUCUUUGCUUCCCAGUUUGACCAAAACUGAAGCCAGACUUGUCCACCUCCAGGAAUCCAAGCCAGCUAAUUUGGCACAACAAGCCAGCAUGCGAUGGAUGGAAUCUGAAAUUUUCACUUCCACCUCUUCCUUGCUUAUAUACACACGUCAAUUAUAUGAGACACUGUACUCUGCUGAGUCCAUUGACCUUGAUGCUACUCAUAAUCUCAUCCAGUUCUUACCCUUGUCUGACUGCCUCUCCUUGUCCAGUUCUGCCUCUCUCAUUUAUCUCAUCACUGCUUCCAAACUUGAGUCCAUAUUGAAUCUCACGCCCAUCAACUCCAGCCCUGGUUUGGAUGGUCUUCCUUAUCCUCUGCUAGCAACACUUCUAUCCUCAAGAACUGAUGCCUACUUUUGUUUAUUAAUUGCGAUGCCAAAAUAUUCACCAAGCUCCUUGCUGCCAGGCUCCAUUCUUGCAUCAGACCUCUUAUCACUUCUUUCUAAUCCAGCUUUAUAUCUAACCGGUUUAUUGCUGACAAUGGCCUUCUUACCCACCUUGUCAUUCCUUUGUCUCUUCUUCUCCACUCAGAUCCACGUCAAUGUCAACAGCUUUGUCUUGGCUUCGUUCUCUCAAGGCGACCCCCUAUCCUCCCUUCUCUUCAAUUUGGCCUUUGACCCGUUACUUCCAUCUAUUUUCUACUCGCCCCUUAUUUUGGGUUUCGUCUUCAACAUUCCCUCUCGCAUUUCCCCUCCUCAUUCAAAUCUUUCAUGCAAAUUUCUCAAGUUGUUGACUUACGUCAAUGACUUGCUUAUACUCCUCUCUUUCUCUUACAAACUCGCGCCUCUGCUUUCCCUGCUCUUCGUAUAUGGUAAGGCCUCCAAUGCCUACAUGAAUCUUGACAAAACCAUUGCCAUUUCCCUCUCUGGAAAUUUUACACCCAAUUGGGACCCUGUCUUGACUUUGGCUGAUAUUACUAGCCUUCACAACCAUAACUCUGCCAAUACAAUCUACUAUCUUGGUUUUCCUCUUUUAUCUCAUCUCUGCCAACUUGACUCUUUCCAUUCUGCCCCCCUCAGCAAGCUCGACCAGCACUGUCUUGUCCUUGCACAAUGUUGCCUGUCUGUCCAUGGUAAGAGCCUGGUCACUAACUCUCUCCUUCUCAGCACCAUCUGGUACGUUUUGUACAUUAUGCCUGUACCACCUUCCUUCUUUACUACCAUCUGCAAGUCCAUUCGCACCUAUCUUUCCCUUGGGUUUGGUAGCCCUGCGUGGGAUCUUCUCUGUCAGCUAUAA
Phycomyces blakesleeanus NRRL 1555(-) is the source of this 1617-nucleotide messenger RNA. RefSeq lists its product as hypothetical. The record is from RefSeq and is a predicted model, not a curated record. The transcript has 9 exons. NCBI's taxonomy places the organism in Eukaryota, Fungi, Mucoromycota, Mucoromycetes, Mucorales, Phycomycetaceae. The coding region runs from base 1 to 1617 and encodes 538 amino acids.